AUGGGAAAUUCACUUCUCAAAACUAAUCGCCCGAUCGUCUAUUCGUGCUCUUGGCCUGCUUAUUUAUACGAAAACCACAAAGCACUAGUUUAUCCUUUAAUUGGGGAGCAUUGCAAUCUCUGGAGAAAUUAUAAUGAUAUUGACCGUUCUUGGAAGUCUAUUCUUUCUAUAAUUCAUUAUUAUGUAAAAAAUCAAGAACUUUUACGAAGUGCCCAAAGGCCGGGAGCUUGGAAUGACCCGGAUAUGAUAGUUGCUGGGAAUCCUGAAAUUACCCCUUCACAAGCACAAGUCCAACUAAGCGUUUGGGCUAUUUGGUCUGCUCCUUUAAUAAUGUCAAAUGAUUUGAGAACUAUUUCAAACGAAAAUAAAAAGAUUCUUCUAAAUAAAAAUGUUAUAGCAGUCGAUCAAGACCCUUUGGGGAUUUUUGGAAGGAUGGUUUAUAAGGAAGCAAGUUUAUAUGUUUUUGUGAAGGAAAUGAUGCCCGCUAUUCCUAAAAAGGAACUUUAUUCAUAUGCUAUUGCUGUGGUAAAUUAUGGGACAAAACCAUGCAAAUUCUCAAAAAGUUUAUUUUCAUUGGGAUUAACCUAUUUGGGCGGUUAUUCAGUAGAGGAUUUAUGGAGUGAACAGCAACUUGGUUAUAUGACACCAGUUGAUGAAUAUAGUGUUGUGGUAAAUCACACAAGUGUUUCGAUGAUUAAAGCAACAUUAAAAAUGGAUUUGAAUGAUUUAGAAUUAGAUAAAAUGUUAUAA
Molecule: messenger RNA, 750 nt
Organism: Meloidogyne enterolobii
Lineage: Eukaryota; Metazoa; Nematoda; Chromadorea; Rhabditida; Meloidogynidae
Source: the annotation of a GenBank genome assembly